AUGUCGUCUUCUCCAAUCCUCGGUCCGUCGCGCGACGACUGCAAAUCGCCCUACGAUGAAGAACGCAUGGAAUGGGGCCCUUCAGUCCCCAAGAAGUACCUCCGACUGCCAAGGCUUGGUCGCUCCAACGUGAUCCUUCUUCUCAUCGACGUCUUUAUUGUCACUGUCCUCGUCAACGCUUUUUGGCCGCUCAUCACUCUGCUCCGACGCAACGAGGAGCUCUUUGGCGCACGCCUCACAUUCGAGCUCAACGGUACUUCGACGCCUACGUUGCCCGAGCAGCAGACGAUACCGAGAAUCUUCCACCAGACGAGCGCGAACGAGACUAUCCGUCCGGCAUGGGCGGACUUGGUGAAGAGCUGCAAGGCUACAUAUUCUGACUUUGAGUAUAUGCACUGGACCGACGAGAAGGCUCGCGACUUUAUCGCUGAAGAGUACCCUUGGUUUAUCGACACCUGGGACAACUUCCCGUUCAACAUUCAGCGCGCCGAUGCUAUUCGUUACUUUGUUCUUCACCACUACGGCGGUAUCUACCUCGACAUGGACACAAUGUGCAACGCGACCAUUCCUCUCGAGCAGAUUGAAGCCAACGGCGCCACUCACCACGCCGUUUUUAAAUCUACAACUCCUACCGGCGUGUCCAACGACAUGAUGAUUACCUCUCCCCGCCACCCAGCUUUCACGAAGGCUCUCUCGCGCAUCCAACUCUACAACGACAUCACCAAACCCUGGAGGCACAUCGUCCCCCACGUCGCAGUCAUGGUCUCCGCCGGUCCGCUCUUCCUGACCAUGGCGCUGAAGAACUACCUUCUCGAACAGCCCUCUCUGCCCGAAAAUACAGUUCAGGUCAUCAACGCGACGUCGCUGGAGCCAUACCUUACAGAUUUCGAAGGUGCGUCAUGGCACCACGGUGAUACCAAGGCACUGAUGUGGGUUGGUGAUCGACCCUGGGUUUGGUACAUGCUCGGUGCGAUUGGACUUGGCGCGGGGCUGUACGUGGUCAACAUGCUUAUGAUGAAGUGCUGGACGAGAUUCUUUGAGAAGGCUCCUUUGAGCGAUGAGGCUAAGGAGGGUAUCAAGCUUACGUAG
This is a messenger RNA of Fusarium coffeatum, 1089 nucleotides long. RefSeq lists its product as uncharacterized. Lineage: Eukaryota; Fungi; Ascomycota; Sordariomycetes; Hypocreales; Nectriaceae. Gene Ontology annotation, biological process: mannosyl-inositol phosphorylceramide biosynthetic process. The transcript is spliced from 2 exons. Bases 1 to 1089 code for a protein of 362 amino acids. Gene Ontology annotation, molecular function: mannosyltransferase activity. The record is from RefSeq and is a predicted model, not a curated record.